AUGAGUGACAAGGGGAGUGUCAACAUUGCUGAAAACACCGACAAUGCAAAAGUGUCCUUGGCCGAAGGCGCAGGCUUCACUGAAGCCGACACCAAAAGACUGAUACGCAAAAUCGACUGGUCCAUUAUCCCAUUCGUCUCUCUACUCUACCUCCUCUCGUUCCUCGACCGCACCAACAUCGGCAAUGCUCGUCUGGAUACCCUUGAGUUAGACCUCAACAUGUCAGGUAUAAUGUACAACCAUGCACUCGCCAUAUUCUUUCCGUUCUACAUCAUAGCAGAGAUCCCAUCCAACAUGGGUAUGAAGCGGUUCAGGCCCUGGAUAUGGAUCCCCUCUAUGAUGGUCGUAUGGGGUAUUUGCUGCACCCUGAUGGGUAUAGUGCAUAACUACGCUGGUCUGUUGGCUGCGCGAAGCUUCCUUGGUCUAGCAGAGGGUGGCUUGUUCCCGGGAAUUGCCUACUAUAUCACCAUGUGGUACCGUCGUCAUGAGUGCGGCUUUCGAAUGGCGAUUUUCUUCUCUGCUGCGACGGCUGCUGGUGUAUUCGGCGGCUUUCUCGCCCGUGGUAUCAUGGAGAUGCGAGGUCUUGCAGGCCUGGCUGGCUGGCAAUGGAUCUUUAUCAUCGAAGGUCUUCUCACGGUAGCAGUUGCACUGGCCUCAUUCAAGCUAAUGGCAGAUUAUCCCGACCGAGCCAAAUUUAUAACAGACGCAGAGAGGAAACAUAUUCAAGAACGCCUGAUGCUUGAUCGAUCGGGGCUAGCCGAGGAGUUUGAAAUGAAGUACGUCUGGGAUGCGUUCAAAGACUGGAAGAUCUGGGUACACAUGCUUAUCGCAACUGGCACAUUUACUGGAGUGUACUCCUAUUCUCUCUUUCUACCCACCAUCAUUCGCGACCUCGGGUAUUCCAGUACAACUGCCCAGCUUAUGAGUACUCCUCCUUAUUUGGUCGCAUGCUUUGUGUGCGUUGUGGCUGGCUGUGGACUUGGCCUCAUUCUCCUCAUGGCCGUUCGCCAUUCUGGAGUUCGCUACUUUGGCUGCUUCCUCCUUGCCUCGGGCAUAUUCCCAUCUGUUCCCCAAGGCAUUGCCUGGAACAGCAACAACAUCGGUGGAUCACUCAAGCGAGGCGUCGGCAUCGCGAUGAAUGUGAGCUGUGGCAACUUGGGCGGCAUCAUUGCAUCCUAUCUGUUCCUGACCAAGGAUGCCCCAAGAUAUUUCCCAGGCUUUGGUACUCUCUUAGGCUGCCAGGGGAUGGCAUUGAUCUUGUCUAUCUGGAUGGCUAUCUACCUACGUCGUGAGAAUGCUCGCCGGGAUGCUACGCAUAAGGAUCCUAGCUUGUAUACCGAAGACGAAAAGCAUGCUGAGCGGGAGAAAGGUGAUAAUGCAACAUUCUUUCGGUAUACAAUCUAG
Molecule: messenger RNA, 1404 nt
Organism: Fusarium verticillioides 7600
Lineage: Eukaryota; Fungi; Ascomycota; Sordariomycetes; Hypocreales; Nectriaceae
Exons: 4
Coding region: 1-1404 (467 amino acids)
Biological process (GO): transmembrane transport
Cellular component (GO): membrane
Molecular function (GO): transmembrane transporter activity
Source: RefSeq, a predicted model, not a curated record